Molecule: messenger RNA, 2047 nt
Organism: Notolabrus celidotus (New Zealand spotty)
Lineage: Eukaryota; Metazoa; Chordata; Actinopteri; Labriformes; Labridae
Product: gastrula zinc finger protein XlCGF57.1-like
Exons: 2
Coding region: 131-1849 (572 amino acids)
Biological process (GO): regulation of transcription by RNA polymerase II
Molecular function (GO): RNA polymerase II cis-regulatory region sequence-specific DNA binding; DNA-binding transcription factor activity, RNA polymerase II-specific
Source: RefSeq, a predicted model, not a curated record
CCAGAGAAGAAGAACCACCUCUGAAAACCCGGGAAGAAGAAGCAGCUGUUCUGCACAGCCAGCACGUUUGGCAAAGUUUGUAUCCUGCAGGAGGGAAGGCAGAACUUUUCCUUCUUUGACUCUAAGAACUAUGGAACAGUCCGGGAUUCAUGAUCCUAGAGAUGUAUCCGGACUCCAGCCUCGACACGAGGAGGAAAUCCUCCACCAAGGAAGUCUGCUGGAUGUGAAAUCAACAGCAGCACUAAACCCACAGAGAGCAGUGUUUCUUGCAGACUUCCAGCCGCUGGCAGUCAUAAAAGAGGAGCAGCAGGACUGGAGCUACAGUCUGCAUCAGGAGGACAAGAAGCCUCCGCACAUUAAAGAGGAACAGGAGGAACUCUGGAGCAGUCAUGAAGGAGAGCAGCUUCAAGGACUGAAGGAGGAUGAUAUCAAGUUUACAUUCAUGUCCGACCCUGUAAAGAAAGAAGAUGAUGAAGAGGAACCUCAGUCCUCACAGCUUCCAGGACAAACUGAUCAGAUGAAAACAGACGCUGAUGGAGAGGACUCAGAACAAGACAGGAAGUCAGAUCAGGAAGACUCGUCUGAACCUGAGACUGAUGACAGCGAUGACUGGGAGAAGGCCGUAGAAAAUCCACCAGGUUUAAAGUCUCUGGAAAACAUGACAGAUAACACACAGCCCUACAGCCGCUCUCAGUGUAGUGAAACGCUCAUCCAUAAGUCUGGUCUCACGGCUGAAAUAGCUCCUCACACAAAAGAGCUGCCGUUCAGCUGCCUUCAGUGUGAUAAAAGAUUCAGACGAAAGUGGGAUCUGGCAGUUCACACAAGAUACCACAUGGGAGAGAAACCCUUCAGCUGCUCUGAGUGUGAGAAAAGAUUCACAGAAAAAAAACAACUGACAGUUCACAUGAGAGUCCACACGGGAGAGAAACCCUUCAGAUGCUCUGAGUGUGCCAAAACUUUUACCCAGAAGCACAGCCUGACCAUGCACAUGAAGAUUCACACGGGGGAGAAACCCUUCAGCUGCUCUGACUGUGGUCUAAGAUUUGCCCAUAAAGCAUGUCUGGAAAAACACAUGAUAGUUCACACUGGGGAGAAACCACAUGGAUGCCCUGAAUGCGGUAGAUUAUUUUCUCAUAAAAUAGCUCUUACCCAACACAUGAAAGUCCACACAAGAGACAAAUUCUUCAGCUGCUCUGAGUGUGCCAAAACAUUUACCAAGAAGAAUAACCUGACCACACACAUGAAGAUUCACACGGGGGAGAAACCCUUCAGCUGCCAUGACUGUGGUCUAAGAUUUGCCCGUAAAGGAUGUCUGAAAGGACACAUGAUAGUUCACACUGGGGAGAAACCACAUGGAUGCCCUGAAUGCAGAAUAUUAUUUUCUCAUAAAAGAGCUCUUACCAUACACAUGAGAGUCCACACAAGAGACAAAUCUUUCAGCUGCUCUGAGUGUGGGGUAAAAUUUGAUCACAAGUCUGGUCUGAAGACUCACAUGGAACAUCACACAGGAGAGAAACCCUUCAGCUGCUCUGAGUGUGCCAAAACUUUUACCCAGAAGUUCAGCCUGACCUCGCACAUGAAGAUUCACACGGGGGAGAAACCCUUCAGCUGCCAUGACUGUGGUCUAAGAUUUGCCCGUAAAGGAUGUCUGAAAAGACACAUGAUAGUUCACACUGGGGAGAAACCACAUGGAUGCCCUGAAUGCAGAAUAUUAUUUUCUCAUAAAAGAGCUCUUACCAUACACAUGAGAGUCCACACAAGAGACAAAUCCUUCAGCUGCUCUGAGUGUGGGGUAAAAUUUGAUCAGAAGUCUGGUCCGACGGCUCACAUGGAACAUAACAGAGGGUAGACUACUUCCAGCUGCUGUCUUUGUCACCAUGGAGCUUUUUUGUCCUUUGACAAAAAAAUAAGUUGAAUUGACCCAACAUAUGACCGUUCAUUUAAAGAGAAACCAGUUUGCUGCUCUGAGUGUGGCAGAAGAUUCAGCCGUGAGGGAACACAGAGAGAACACAUAAGACUUCACAUGAGCGCCAAAUCACAACAAAUG